AUGUUAUGCUCCAAGGCACCCAAUUCUACUCCACGUGGCGGCUGGAACCAAGAUCGACUAGGCUUUUACGCUACCCCUGCCGCAGCAUUUCUGCGACGUCUGAUGGCCGGAGGAAUCGGCCUCGUUCAUGCAUUUAUUGUGCUCAAGACUCCCAGCACCAUUCUUAUUUGCCCACAUUCCGACAAUCUCAACUGGCAACUUUUCGACUGGAACGCAUAUACCCUAGUGUGCCUUGCUCUGGUUACCUGUGUUGGCGGGCCCCUUCGUCUGUUGGCGUUUGCUCAACUGGGGGGUAAUUUUACCUUCCGCCUUGGACCACCAAGCACUUUGACCACAACGGGAGUAUAUCGCUACAUGCAGCACCCGGGCUAUACGGGACAAAUCAUCGUCUUGCUGACGAACCUGGCUCUUUACUUCCGGUGGGAUGGAGUACCAGGAUGCUGGCUUCCCGAGAAUGCACACCAGAGACUCGAUGGCUGGGGGUUUCCCUGUGCCGUUAUUAUUACCUUUGGUAUUGUGCGGAGGCUAUUGAUGAGAACCAAGGAUGAAGAAGAGAUGCUGCGGAAAACAUUUGGGGCUGAAUGGAUCAAGUGGCAUCAGUCUACCAAGAGGUUUAUACCUGGCGUUAUCUGA
Molecule: messenger RNA, 633 nt
Organism: Fusarium falciforme
Lineage: Eukaryota; Fungi; Ascomycota; Sordariomycetes; Hypocreales; Nectriaceae
Product: Protein-S-isoprenylcysteine O-methyltransferase
Exons: 1
Coding region: 1-633 (210 amino acids)
Biological process (GO): C-terminal protein methylation
Cellular component (GO): membrane; endoplasmic reticulum
Molecular function (GO): protein C-terminal S-isoprenylcysteine carboxyl O-methyltransferase activity
Source: RefSeq, a predicted model, not a curated record